AUGAAAAACGGUAAUAUACAUAAAAAUUAGUUAUCAUUCUCAGGAAUAAAAAAAGUAUUACUUCAUUUAGAUGAAUUGUAAGAAUUAUAUUUAGCUACAAUGGAAUAGACUUAAAUAUAAUUAUAGAAUAUAAACAGUAAUUCAGAUUGUAAACUUAAUAUAGCUUAAAUUUAUUCUUCAAACAAGCCUUUUGAACUAUUAAAAACAUUGUAAAAUUAUUUAAUAGAAAUAAAAAAUGAGAAGAACUCUGAAUAUAAUAAAUUAAGUUAGAAAUUAAAAUAACUAAUGUUUAGCUUGAAUAAAGCAAAAUCUGUAUAAUAACAAAUCUAAUAAUACUUAGAAGUAAUUUCUAAUAUUGUUAAAAAGCUCAAGUACAAGAAAGAAUGUUAAAUUUUAAUUACUUCUUUUUCUUUGAUAUUAAAAAAACGAUAAAAAUUUCAGCUUAAACUUUUAUAAAAAAAUGAUCAACUAUCAUAAAACUUAAAUAAUCUUUCAGAAAUUGUAAUAAACUAAGAGAGUAAGAUAGACAAUAUAAAAUAAUAUUUAGAAAUCAAAACUUUGCAAGAAAUAUUAGAUAAAAAAGUACCUAUCAAAGGUUCAAAAAAUUGUGAGAUUGAAUCAACAUCUAAAGUAAAAGAGGAAAACAAGAAUUUGGCAAUUUGCCCAAAUUAUCAAAAACUUUAAUAAUAGUAUUUCAAUUAACCAUAAUUAUAUUACUCUUAUUUCAACUAUUAAAUUUAUCAGCAAUAUUAUUAUUUCAAUUAAUUAAAAUAAACUGAAUGUAAUAUCCCCAAUUCCUAAUUACUUUAUCAAUAACAUCCUUACAUAUAUAACUUCUAUCCUUAAUUUUUAUGA
Messenger RNA from Paramecium sonneborni, 855 nucleotides. NCBI's taxonomy places the organism in Eukaryota, Ciliophora, Oligohymenophorea, Peniculida, Parameciidae. The record is from the annotation of a GenBank genome assembly.